AUGACAAGCGAGAGCAACUUUGUGCAGCCUGCUAUCCCACGGUUCGAUGGACACUACGAUCACUGGAGCAUGCUUAUGGAGAAUUUUCUGCGUUCAAAGGAGUAUUGGAGUUUGGUAGAAACUGGGAUCUCUGCAGCAGCGGAAGGGACAGAUCUUACUGAUGGACAGAAGAAGGUGAUUGAGGAUCAAAAGUUGAAGGACCUGAAGACUAAGAACUAUCUAUUCCAAGCCAUUGAUCGAUCCAUUUUGGAGACGAUAUUAAAAAAAGACACAGCAAAGGAUAUCUGGGAUUCUUUGAAGCAGAAGUACCAAGGGACAGCACGAGUUAAACGGGCACAACUCCAAGCUCUUCGCAAGGAGUUUGAAGUGCUGCACAUGAAAGCUGGGGAAUCGGUGAAUAACUACUUUGGAAGAACUCUCAUCAUAGCCAAUAAGAUGAGAAUUCACGGUGAAAGGAUGGAGGAUGUGGUGAUCAUCGAGAAGAUCUUGAGAUCCAUGACUCCUAAGUAUGACUAUGUUGUAUGCUCGAUCGAGGAAUCAAAUGAUUUGGAUAUUUUAUCCAUAGAUGAGCUUCAAAGCAGUCUUUUGGUGCAUGAACAACGGAUCAGCCGUCACACUGUGGAUGAACAAGCCCUUCAGAUCACUCACGGACAACCAGGAGGAAGAGGUGGUGGUUCUUUCCGAGGAAGAGGAAGAGGUAGGGGUAGGUUUGAUAAAUCUACCCUAGAGUGUUAUAACUGUCAUGAGUUGGGUCAUUUUCAAUGGGAAUGUCCCAAAAGAGCAAGAGAUACAAAGGUGAACUUUGCCGAGACCGGUGAAGAGAUGCUUUUAAUGGCGUAUGUGGAUGGCAUCCAGGCUGGAAGAGAUCACUUGUGGUUUCUUGAUUCUGGGUGUAGUAAUCACAUGUGUGGGAAAAGAGAGUUAUUUUCACAAUUUGAUAAUAAUUUCAGAGAAAAAGUGAAGCUGGGCAAUGAUAUGAGUCUCAAUGUGCAAGGGAAGGGCAACAUUCGAAUGGAGAUAAAUGGGAUCAUGCAGGUGAUUACUGAAGUUUUCUUUGUGCCAGCGUUGACUAACAAUUUACUAAGCAUUGGUCAAUUGCAAGAGAAGGGUCUUACAGUGCUCAUGCAACACAGCAAGUGCAAGAUUUAUCAUCCUGAAAAAGGUUUAAUCAUGGAAACCGAGAUGGCAUGCAACAGAAUGUUCGCUGUGCUUGGUCGCUGUCCACCAAAGGAGGAAAACUGUUUCUCCUCUAUGACCACAGAUCAAACUCAACUCUGGCAUUGCCGUUAUGGUCAUCUCAGUUGGAAUGGUCUCAAGGUGAUCCAACAAAAGAAUAUGGUGGAUGGAUUGCCUCAGUUGAAAGCUCCGUUAAAGAUUUGCGAAGACUGCUUGAUAGGAAAACAACAUCGCGAUCCUUUUCCAAGGGAAAGCACAUGGAGGGCAUCUGGAGUUCUUCAGUUAGUGCAUGCAGACAUAUGUGGGCCAAUAAAUCCAAUCUCGAAUAGCAAAAAAAGGUAUUUCAUUACCUUUAUUGAUGAUUUUAGCAGAAAAACUUGGGCUUAUUUUUUGGUUGAAAAAUCAGAAGCGUUUGCUACCUUUAAAUCCUACAAAACUAAAGUUGAGAAAGAAACCGGUGCAUUCAUAAAGAGACUUCGAACUGAUCGUGGGGGAGAGUUCACAUCACAAGAGUUCACCCACUUCUGUGAUGAGAAUGGCAUUCAAAGGCAAUUAACAGCUGCAUACACACCUCAACAGAACGGGGUCGCAGAGAGAAAGAAUCGCACUAUCAUGAAUAUGGUGCGCAACAUGCUGUCAGAGAAACAAAUCCCAAAGAAUUUUUGGCCUGAAGCAGUGAAUUGGACAGUGCAUGUCUUGAACAGAAGCCCGACACUUGCUGUGAGAAGCAAGACACCAGAAGAAGCCUGGAGUGGGUUCAAGCCUUCAGUCAAUCACUUUAGGGUUUUUGGAUGCAUCUCCCAUGUUCAUGUACCUGAUAGCAAGAGAGUAAAGCUUGAUGCCAAAAGUCUGAAAUGCAUAUUACUUGGGGUAAGUGAAGAAUCCAAGGCUUACAGACUAUUUGAUCCUAUUUCUCAAAAAAUAAUUGUGAGUCGAGAUGUGGUCUUUGAAGAAGACCAAAGGUGGAACUGGGAUGACAGUCACAAGGAAACUAUUUUGGCUGAUUUGGAAUGGGAGGAAAAUGAAAAUACAGGUACCAAUGCAAGCUUUGGGGAGGAAACUACAGCAAACAUCACUCCAGAAAAUGAACUUGAAAACAUAGGGUCUGUUCAAAGUCUCGAAGAAGGAGAGUCUUCAAGUGAUGGCAGUCCUCUUCAUGGAGAACGAGUUCGAAGACCACCAAGGUGGAUGCAAGAUUAUGAAAGUGGGCAGGGCCUCUCUAAUGAAGAAAAUGUCGAUAUGGCUCAUCUAGCCUUAUUCUCUGACCGUGACCCUUUGACAUACGAGGAUGCAGUGAAGAGUAGCAAAUGGAGACAUGCCAUGGACGCUGAAAUCGAAGCUAUUGUGAAGAAUGAUACAUGGGAACUCACCGAGUUGCCAUCUGGAGUGAAGACAAUUGGAGUAAAAUGGGUUUUUAAAACAAAACUCAAUGAACAUGGGGAAGUGGACAAAUACAAGGCUCGGCUCGUCGCGAAAGGGUACAGCCAACGGUAUGGAGUGGAUUAUGCCGAGGUGUUUGCACCAGUAGCUCGUUUGGAUACCAUUCGAAUGGUCAUCUCACUUGCUGCCCAGAAAAGCUGGAUUAUCUACCAGCUAGACGUCAAAUCUGCGUUUCUCCAUGGAAAGAUAGAUGAAGAAGUGUUCGUGGAUCAACCACCAGGUUAUGAACAAAAGGGAGAGGAAUAUAAGGUAUAUCGACUGAAGAAGGCUUUGUACGGACUUAAACAAGCUCCCCGAGCUUGGUACAGUCGAAUAGAGACCUAUUUUGAUCGAGAAGGCUUUGAGAAGUGCCCUUAUGAGCACACUUUGUUCAUAAAAACGGCAGAUGGAGGUAAACUUUUGAUUGUGUGCCUUUAUGUUGAUGAUCUUAUAUUCACUGGUAAUGAUGAGACUAUGUUUGAACACUUUAAGAAAUCCAUGAUGGUUGAAUUUGACAUGACUGAUCUUGGUAAGAUGAGAUAUUUUCUUGGAAUUGAAGUUUCGCAAAGGGUGGAUGGUAUAUUCAUCAGUCAACGGAAGUAUGCUCAAGAGGUUUUGGAGAGAUUCAAUAUGUACCAGUGCAAUCCAGUGCUCAAUCCAAUAGUUCCUGGCAUUAAACUUACUAGGGAUGAAAAUGGAGUAAGGAUUGAUGGGACAUUUUACAAACAGAUCGUGGGAAGCCUUAUGUAUUUGACUGCGACUCGGCCCGAUUUGAUGUUUGUAGUAAGUUUAAUUAGUAGAUACAUGGAACGACCCACUGAAACUCAUUUGCAAGCAGCAAAGAGAGUGUUAAGGUAUGUGAAGGGUACAGUCAGUUUUGGAUUGUUUUACAAGAAGGGAGGAACUAAGGAACUUGUUGGCUACACAGAUAGCGACUACGCUGGUGAUCAAAACGACAGGAAGAGCACCUCUGGUUAUGUUUUUAUUCUGAGUUCAAGUGCAGUUUCUUGGUCUUCAAAGAAACAGCCAGUAGUCACCCUUUCAACUACCGAAGCAGAGUUCAUCGCUGCUGCGUCUAGUGCUUGCCAAGCUGUGUGGCUAAGGAGGAUCUUGGAGCAGCUUAAUCAUGGUCAAUGCAAACCAACGGUGGUUCACUGUGAUAACAUCUCAGCCAUUAAACUGUCAAAGAAUCCAGUCAUGCAUGGUCGUAGCAAACAUAUUGAUGUGCGUUUUCACUUUCUUCGAAAUCUCAUCAAAGAUGAAGUUGUUGAAUUGGUGCAGUGUUCUACACAUGAGCAAAUUGCAGAUAUUCUGACAAAGCCACUAAAGCUCGAGGUGUUCGUGAAGAUGCGUGGUCUUAUGGGUGUCUGCGAAUAUCCAGGGAUAAACUGA
Messenger RNA from Prunus armeniaca (apricot), 3987 nucleotides. Lineage: Eukaryota; Viridiplantae; Streptophyta; Magnoliopsida; Rosales; Rosaceae. The record is from the annotation of a GenBank genome assembly.